AUGUCUAUCAAAGUCACAUUAUAUGAAUUGGCAGAUCUCUCCAUAGGGACCCCGGAGGUUGGCAUUAUCAAUUUCAAUGCCCUCCAUGCUCUCCUCCAUGCUAUCAUCAGCUACCUCAACAUUCAAGAUAUCAAAGCAGAUGUAAAGAUGGACAGAGGUCCUCCAACCAAGCCAGAGAUGGCCUUGCUUUCUGCUACAACAGAGGCAGAACCUAGUGAUUUAUUGGGCCAGGAGGCAUUGCCAAAAGAGAAGGAGGACAAGGGAGGCACUUUGAGAGAGGAGCCGGAUUCUCGGUUUGCUGACUUGGAAAAGAAACUAAAGCUGAUGGAUACCAAUCUCCGUGGUGUGAAAGGUCAGAUUAAAGGGAUAGAAGGCCAGGUCCACGGGGUAUUAGGUCACGUCCAAGAAGUAGAAAAGCAAGUCAGUGGGGUGCAAAAUCAAAUUCAUGGAAUACAAGAUGAAGUCCAAGGGGUGCAAGAUCAAACUCAAGGAGUGCAGGAUAAAGUGAAAAGAAUGGGGAAAGACCUCAUAGGGGUUGAAAAGCAGAUUGCUGGACUGGAGAAGCUUCCUUCGGGGAUUGAACUGCUAGAGAAGACCCAAAGUGGAUCCGGCACAGCUGUAUCUGACAUGUGGCAAAUGAUGCAGAUGCAGAAAAAGAUUGAAGCCAGUGAGAACGGAAUCAACCAGGCUAUGUCCCUGUUACAAGAUUUAGUGGAUGAGACGAGCAACAUGAAAUCAGCCACAAGCAACUUGGAGGAUGAAGUAAAAAAAAUCAAGGAACACUUAGCUGUGCUAGAUCCUCGUGGGUUUGAUGAUCGUUUAAAUGUUUGCCUGAGUGAUCAGAGUAGCUUGGAUCAUGAUUUGAAAGAUUUAGAGAGGAGGUUAAACCAAUUCCCAUCUCCAGAAGAAAUGGUACGGUGGGAGGUACUUGAAGAUAUCCUUGUGAAGGGAAAGAGCCCAUCUCCUCACACAAGUCCAGUCCAACACACUCCAACUAGUUCAACCUCACCAGAAGGCAAAAUUGUGGCAUCUCCACAAGCUCAGCCUGGCACUGCUACCGCUACUCAAAGAACAGAAGGAGGCCAGAUCCCACCAACUGGGGCUCAGGCAGGAGCACCAGGGGCUCCAAGUGGAGCAACCAUCCCUGGAGCUCCCUUUCCUGGAGCACCUGGGACUUAUCCUGGGGCACCUGGAGCCCAGGCUCCCUUUCCUGGAGCACCCGGGGCCUAUCCUGGGGCCUAUCCAGGGCCCCAGGCUCCCUAUCUUGGACCAUCAGGGGCCCAAGCUCUGUAUCCUGGGGUUCCACCGGACCAACCUGUAGGUACUGGGGCUCAGCCUGUAGGCCCUGGAGCUCAAGGCCUUUAUCCUGGGGUACCCGGGACCCAGCCUGGAGUUCCUGGAGUGCAACCAUCAUAUCCUGGAGGACCUGGAGCCCAGCCUGGAGGCCCGGGAGCCCAAGCACCCUAUCCUGGGGCUCCUGGGGCCCAGCCUGGAGUUCCUGGAACCCAAGGCCCUUAUCCUGGAGCCUAUCCUGGGUCCCAGCCUGGAGGACCUGGAGCUCAAGGUCCUUAUCCUGGGGUACCUGGGGCCCAGCCUGGAGGUCCUGGAGCCCAAGCACCCUAUCCUGGGGCACCAUGGGCCCAGCCUGGAGGUCCUGGAGCCCAAGUUCCUGGAGCUCAAGGCCCUUAUCCUGGGGUACCUGGGGCCCAGCCUGGAGGACCUGGAACUCAAGGCCCUUAUCCUGGGGUACCUGGGGCCCAGCCUGGAGGUCUGGGAGCCCAAGCACCCUAUCCUGGAGCACCUGGGGCCCAACCUGGAGGUCCAGGAGCCCACGCACCCUAUCCUGGGGCACCAUGGGCCCAGCCUGGAGGUCCUGGAGCCCAAGUUCCUUAUCCUGGGGCCCAACCUGGAGGUCCGGGAGCCCAAGCACCCUAUCCUGGGGCACCAUGGGCCCAGCCUGGAGUUCCUGGAACCCAACCUGGAGGUCCUGGAGCCCAAGCCCCCUAUCCUGGGGCACCUGGAGCCCAGGCUGCAUAUCCUGAGGCAGCUGGAGCUCAAGCUCCAUAUCCUGAGGUUUCAGAGGGUCAACCUGGGGCUCAACCACCCUAUCCUGGGGCACCCGGAGCCUAUCCUGGGGCACCUGGGGACCAAGUUCCAUAUCCUGGUGUUCCAGGGGACCAGACUGGGACUCCUGGAGCCCAGCCUGGUAUUACUGGAGCCCAACCUGGAGUUUCUGAAGGGCAAUCCCCAUAUCCUGGGGCAGCUGGGGCCCAAGUUCCCAGUGUUCCAGGGAUCCAACCUGGGGCUCCUGGAGCCCAGCCUGCUGUUCCUGGGGCUGAGCCUGGAAUUCCUCGAGCCCAAUCCCCCUAUCCUGGAGUACCUGGCCUCUACCCUGGGGCCCCUGGAGCUCAAGCUCCAUAUCCUGGUGUUCCUAGGGCCCAACCUGGUGCUCCUGGGACUGAGGCAGAGUAUCCUGGUGCCCCUGGAGCUCAAGCUCCAUAUCCUGGUGCUCCUGGGACUGAGGCAGAGUAUCCUGGUGCCCCUGGGGUUCAGCCAUUCUAUCCUGGAGCUUUAACUGGGACACAACCCGGAUAUCCUGGUGCCCCUGGAUUCUAUCCUGGAGCCCUAACUGGAUAUCCAGGCCAGCUUGGAGGGCCUGGGCUCUUUCCACCUGGAUAUCAACCUCCUGCCUUACCUGCUGCUCCUUCAGGCCAAUUGAUUGUGCCACCUGUUCUAGGUGUUGGAGCUACACCCCCAUCAUCUCCGCUCUAUCCCACCACCACUCCUAUGGGGUAUUCUGAGAUUCCCUCCUCUUCUACCCCUUUGGCUCCAAGUCGCUACGCGGAGACGCUGGAUGCCCUGCGCUCUCUUUCUCAACUGAAUGACCUCUACCAAACUCUCAGAGACCAGAUCGCCAUGCUGGACUACUACAAGUGUGGCCAUUCUGAUCUCCGCAGGCUACAGGACUUCCUCACUGAUGCACUUUAUAAGACCUUUGCUACCAUCCCACCUAAUCUGUCAGAAAAACUUGACGCUAUGCGUUCCUUGGAAGAAGACUUCAAAUCUGAAAAAGAGGUGUUAAGGAGGAUUCAGAAUGCAAUUGAAGGAGAAUUGCCAGGAGAAGAGAUAGAGAAAAUGGAGGGAGCUAAUCAGAUCACCUUCCAAAUAGGUUAUCUCAGAGCAAUGGUACAUGAUAUAGAGAAAGAGCUAAAGGAGCUGAGACAGAAGCAAGAUGCAGGGAAAGCCAAAUUGGAGCAGUCGAUGACCGACAAUGCCUAUUACCUCCAGGAGCAGUUAGACAAGCUUAGAUCUGUCAUAGAAAACAUGAUGUCCUCCUCGUCAACCUUGCUGUCCAUGAGUAUGCCACCCAUCCCAGAGUCUGGUGCAGCUCAAGUCCAAAGCACGUGUGCAGCCUGCAGCUUAGAUGUCAGUGAGAAGGUUAGCCAGUUGUUCAAGCGGUACGAGCAGCUGCAGGACUCAGUCAACAACUUCAUGUUGAGGCAGGCAGAAAGCAAAACGAGGAAACCCAAGCAACGCCAGGAUGAAGAAGUGCUCAACCAAAUCCAGAGUACUAUCCUGCAAGUCCAAGAAGAUUGUGAGAAGCUGAAUGCCACUACUGGCAAUCUUGUUGAAGAUCAUCACCAGAAACAAAAAGAGAUCAGUGCACUGUACAAAUCACUGGAGAAACUAGAAAAUGAAAAAGUUGACAAAGAUUGCCUAGAGACGGAAAUCCAUGUGAAAGCAGAUAAGACUGCCCUUGCGGCAAAGGUCAGUCGCACCCAGUUUGAUGCCACCACAGAACAGCUACAUAAGAUGAUGCAGGAACUGCUAAAUAAGAUGGUUGGGCAAGAGCAAGACUGGCAGAAAAUGCUUGACAAACUCUUGAUUGAAAUGGACUCCAAGCUGGACCGCUUGGAACUGGAUCCAUUCAGGCAGCAGCUGGAGGAUCGUUGGAAAGAUAUCCGGAAACAGUUGAAGCAAAGGGUUCCACAAGAUGAAGGCGACGAUGCUGCAGGGAUCAGAAGGAGACUCCUGGCUCACUUCCACUGCAUUUCUUGUGACCGACCCUUAGAGAUGGUGGUGCCUGGCCCGCGAAUUACGACUCUCCCAGCUGUUCCAGGUUUACCUGCUCAUCAAUCCCUUCGACCGUAUAUGGUUUAUGAAAUGGAACAAAUCAGGCAACUGAACCGCAACAAUUUGAAAUUGGGACCGGGUGUUCGUUUUGAUGCCCUGGAGAAGAGUGCUAGUCUGAACAAGUUACGGCGCAUCCAUUCCAAGAUGCUCAUGGACAUACAGAAGGUGCAGAGUCAUUAUGGCGGAGCUGCCAGGGUCAACGCUCAGAUGAUCAGGGAAGCCCUGCAGUCCCAGUAUCUUGGCUCAAGCCCUUUUGGCAAACGACUUCCGGAGAUGGCUGACAUUAGCUACAUGAGUGUACCUCGGCAUUGUGGAGGCAGCCAUACCCUCACCCAUCCAUUCAGACGCUCUAUGAAACUGCAACAGUUCAGUCAGAGUAUGCCCUCUGUCCCGUCAGAUGAAAGCACCAUGCUGGCAACGAUGAAGCAUGAAGAAGUAGAUAUACUGGGUCUUGAUGGUCAUAUUUACAAAGGACGUAUGGACACACAUCUUCCAUCAAUAACUGGAAAGGAAUGUAAAACAAGAAGCAAGCUCGCUCGGUCUUCCUCACAAAGGCAGCACCCAAUGUUCAGUGACCUGGCCAACCUCCCCGCUCGCCCCCACACUGCAAAAGUGUCUGUAGGCUGCACGACAGCUAAAUCAAUAACAGACAAGUCUGCGUCUCCGUUAAGGAACUCGGAAGAGUCUGGAAAUUUGGAGAGAGAAACUUUUGAGGUUCGAAUGACCGUUUCCUCGAGACAACGGUCUGAUGAGCAGUCUACUUAAGCCAAGAGGAUCUAGUUUUGGAAUCGCGUAGAAUGUGGUUCUCACCGAUGAAGCCAGACAAUAAAGAGUGUUUUAAAGGAGAAGGGUGCAGAUCUUCUGCUGCUGUGGAGCCAUGGCCCUCUGGCUAGGCCCAUAGUGUCUAGUCUCUGCUCUUUCCUAUAGUGAUGUUCCUGGA
Pseudonaja textilis is the source of this 5074-nucleotide messenger RNA. The record is from RefSeq and is a predicted model, not a curated record. NCBI's taxonomy places the organism in Eukaryota, Metazoa, Chordata, Lepidosauria, Squamata, Elapidae.